Molecule: messenger RNA, 4875 nt
Organism: Bactrocera oleae (olive fruit fly)
Lineage: Eukaryota; Metazoa; Arthropoda; Insecta; Diptera; Tephritidae
Source: RefSeq, a predicted model, not a curated record
ACGAACAAUUCAUUCGAGCUAGCAACGCGUUGUGAGCGAUAGUUGUAAAAAUAAUUGUGCGAGAUUUGAUAAUUGCAGGCGGUUUCUAGCAAUCUUGUGUUAAAAAAAAUAACUAUGUAAGAAAAUUAAUACAAAAUGAGCCAAAAUCAGUUUUAUCAAUAUAUGUACAUAAAUAAUAACAUUUUGUAUCGGAAGGAUUUUCCUGUUCUACCAAAUUCAUUUAGGUACAUUGUGCAAAGAAAUAUUACUAUUUUGUCUUUCGCCCGAUUUUUGUAAAAAUUGUGUAAACAUUUUUGCGCACACACACAAAGGUUAAAAGUUAAAACAAAAAAAAAAACCUGAAAACGGUGAAGUAAGAAAGUAAUAAUUUGUAUUUUUGGUGAUUUGCUUAAUUUCGUCUAGUGCAAAUUAAUUACUGCAGUGUUCAUAUAAAUACUAAAACAAAAUAAAGCUAUACUUAAAAGUUUAGCUAAAAAUAACUAAAAUAUUUACAAUAAUUCAAUUGUCGUGGGUGUGCAAUACUUUUGAGACAUAACAAAGCUUCAACUGGCGACCAAAAAGUAUUCGCGAAAAUCCUCAAAAGCAAUCAAGGCGAAAAACAACAAAUAUAUCUUGAAAAACUGAAGCUGAAAGUAUUCAUCAGCUUAGUCCCGCAUUUUCCAACACCUCGUCAGUUUCAUUAAAGUCGUCACCAUUGCUCCUCAACCAGUAAGCAGUACAAUGAAUGGUCAAAGCUAUGAGCUGAACCAUACGAACGGUGAUAUCAUAUCACAGAAUCAGCAAAAGGGCUGGUGGACCAUUGGCCUGAUUAAUGGCGCACACAGGUAUAUGACAGCCGAAACUUUCGGCUUCAAGUUGAAUGCGAAUGGCGCCAGCCUCAAGAAGAAACAACUGUGGACAUUGGAGCCAUCGAAUACCGGCGAAAGUAUUAUAUAUUUACGAUCUCAUCUAAACAAAUAUCUAUCGGUCGACACGUUCGGCAAUGUACUCUGCGAGAGCGAUGAACGCGAUGCUGGCAGCCGCUUCCAGAUAAGCAUCAGCGAGGAUGGCACCGGACGAUGGGCGUUGAAGAAUGAAUCGCGUGGCUACUUCCUUGGCGGCACACCCGACAAACUCGUUUGCACCGCCAAAACGCCCAGCUCCAGCGAGUUCUGGACCGUGCAUCUGGCCGCCAGGCCACAAGUGAAUUUGCGCUCAAUCGGUCGCAAACGGUUCGCGCAUCUGUCCGAAUCACAAGACGAGAUACACGUCGAUGCGAAUAUUCCAUGGGGCGAGGAUACGCUCUUCACAUUGGAGUUCCGCGCUGAGGAGGGCGGACGUUAUGCUUUGCAUACAUGCAACAACAAGUAUUUAAAUGCUAACGGCAAACUGCAGACUGUUUGCAAUGAGGAUUGUCUCUUCAGCGCUGAAUAUCAUGGCGGACAUUUGGCGUUGCGUGACAAGCAAAGCCAGUAUCUAUCGCCAAUUGGCUCGAAAGCUGUGCUGAAAUCACGUUCCUCCACGGUGACACGUGAUGAGCUCUUCUCAUUAGAGGACUCCUUGCCACAAGCCUCAUUCAUAGCCGAGUUGAAUUCGCGUUAUGUGUCGGUGAAGCAGGGCGUCGAUGUGACCGCCAAUCAGGAUGAGGUGGGUGAGAACGAAACAUUCCAGCUGGAGUUUGACUGGUCCGCCCAUCGCUGGGCGUUGCGCACCACACAGGACCGCUACUGGUGUCUGUCCGCUGGCGGCGGCAUACAAGCCACCGGCAAUCGUCGCUGUGCCGAUGCGCUCUUCGAACUGGUCUGGCAUGGUGACGGCUCGUUGUCUUUCCGCGCGAAUAAUGGCAAGUUUUUGGCCACCAAACGUUCGGGACAUUUAUUCGCCACAUCCGAGAGCAUUGAGGAGAUCACGAAAUUCUACUUCUAUUUGAUAAAUAGACCCAUACUUGUACUUAAAUGUGAGCAGGGCUUUGUCGGCUACCGCACGCCCGGCAAUCUCAAGUUGGAAUGCAACAAGGCCACCUACGAGACGAUUUUGGUGGAGCGCGCCCAGAAGGGACUGGUGCACUUGAAGGCACACAGCGGCAAAUACUGGCGCAUAGACGGUGAAGGCAUCUCGGUGGAUGCGGAUGCGCCCGCCGAUGGCUUCUACUUGGAGCUGCGCGAGCCGACCAGAAUCUGCAUAAGAUCGCAAACUGGCAAAUAUUUGGGCGCCACGAAAAAUGGCGCAUUCAAGCUGCUCGACGAUGGCACCGACUCAGCCACACAGUGGGAAUUCUAAGCGACUUCAAGGCGCUUAAAUGAGCAGGGCGAUUGCUUAAUUGAUAAUACACUUUGUAUGCAAUUCAGAAGCAUGCAUGCACUCGAAAAUGGGAGAACGAAAAGUGAAGCAAACAAUGAAAAAUAGUUUGUCAAUAAGGAUCGUGGAAAAACUAGCGUUCACACACACACACACAUAAACAUACAUAUGCAUACAUUUAAGUAAAAGUGAGUCAAAAAAUUUAAAAAAAAAUCAACUAAAAAAGAAACGAGAAAACAAACGCAAACAAGUUAAAUAAUAAUGAAUUAAAAUAUUUAAAUAAAUCGCAUGCAAUUUUUACUGAAAUAUCAUGAGAUUGUGGCGAAACGAAGCAAACAAUACAAUUCAAUUGGAAAUUUUACAAGGCAAAUAAAUACAUCAAUAAUUAAUGUAGUAAUUAAAGUAAUUUGUAUGAAAACAAAAUGGUAAUAAUGCCCUUUUAAUGAAAACGCUUUUACAUACAUACUUACAAACAUAUAUACAUACAUAGAGCAUGCAUACAUAUUCACAGCAUAAUAUUUUUAUACCAUAACAGAAGUGGAAAAUAUUGCAUAUAAAACUAAAAUCUAUAAAAGUUAAUAUAAAAUUAAAACUAAAACAAAAAUAAAAACAACAAAACAAAUUGUCAACAAAAACAGGAAACGCACAAUUUUUUACAUACUUUUAUACAGCAACAAAAAUUCUAGCUUUUGUACCGUGCAAACAAAAAAACAACAACAAAAUAGUUAUAUAUAAAAUUUACACUGUCACGUGUAGGCAAGUAAGCGGCAAAUUGACAAGAAUUUUUAGUUUUGAAGAGGAUUUGAGUAUAUAUAUAUGUAUAUGCGCGCCCUAAAUUUUGAUUCGGUAAAAUUUUUCGAAAUCAAAGUGACUUCGAAAUCGACUGAUUUUGAUACUCUGAAACUAAUUUUCGAAUCUAAAAAAAAAAAUUUAAUAUUUUUAUCUCGCAAAUCGAAUUGUAGUCCAUAAAGUAAUAGGUAGGAAGUGGUGAGCUUAACAGAAGGCGGUUCCGAAAAAAUUAUCAAAUCGAAAUGUAUAAUAUACCAAUAUAUCCGUGGCAAACAGUAAAAGUAGCUUAAAGCGACUUAAAAUUUCGGCGUUUCGGCGUGUCGAUUAUGUGAGCAUGCGCUAAAAAAUGCACAGUGUCUCAUUGGAAAACAAAAUCAAACAACCAACAUAAACUGAUUUAACUAACAUACAUAUGUAUAACCACAGAUAUAUACUUUAAUACUCAAUUAUUUAACCUUUUUUAUUUAAGUCACUUGUCGAAAACUUUGCGCUGCACUUGUCUAGCGCUGCAGUGUGCCGAGUAAUAAAAAUGCCAAUUUUGUGAGUCCUUCCGUUGCAAAUCCUUUUUAAAAAGUUUAAAAAAAAUAUAUUAAAAAUUUACCUAUAUAAAUAAUAAGUAAAAAAAAAAAUUAUAUAAAAUCACUAAAAUUGAGAGUUUGGCAUUGGAAUUUGUAAAAUUAUUUAAGUAUUUUAUAUAAAAGAAAUCUAUAAGUCGCAAUUUUAUUAACAAUGCGUGAAUAUUUUAAAUGCUUUUUUAGCAAUUUUAAUCAGAAACUCCUCCAAUAUAUGUAUGCGUAUAUAUUCCUAUUAAAAAGCAUUACAAUCUACAUUUUAUAUAUCGAUUAUAUAUAAGUAAGUUAUAUGCGAAAUUCAUGCAAGCAUAAGUGAGGUUAUGCAUACGUGUACGUAUGUGUGAAAGCGCAGCACAGCAGGCUGGCAAUAAAAGUGAAUAAAUAGAAAUAAAAAUUAAAUAAAAAUAAAAUAAAAUGCGCGUAAAAAAAGAACGUAAUGCUGGCAACAAAAUUGUAUUAUAAUUUAAAAAAUAUAUAAACGCUAACACCGCAAAUACGUUCCAUAUGAUUUGAGAGGAGAAUUUGCAAUAUAUUAUUUGUUACUUGUGUCUGUUUCGUUUAUACACGAUUUUCUUUUUAGAAUUGUCAAAACAUUUUUUUUAAUAUUAAAUUACCGCUCAGCGCAGUUAUGCCAAGUUAUACACAUAUAUAUGUACCAUAUUUUGAAAAUCUUCAAAAACAUUUCAUUUCAUGCGCACUCUUAUAUUAUUAUUAUUGCUUUUUAUUUAUACAAAUUCCAACGAAUUUAUAAAUAUUACUUUAUAAUAUUUGUGUAAUUAUAUACCAGCAUAAAUAAAUACCCACAUCUACAUAUGUGCUCGUGUAUUUGUAGCCUUUUGAUUUUAAUACACAGCAUCAUUUCCUAAUAGUUUGUAAUUUCACUGCGUUGUUCAUGUCACUCAAUUAGGUUUUAAUCUACACAUACAUACAUACAUAUAUAUAAAUUUAUAUAAUAAUAAAUAUCUCUACUAUGAUUUCUAUUUAAAUGUCUUUACGAACACAUUUUGCGUUCAAUUUGUUCCAAGCACCACUUGUAUUUGCACAAAAUGCUGUGGCAAAGUGCAUGCAAUUAAAAUCUAUCAAAAUAAAUAUGUAUUUAUAAUUAGAAAUCAGAAACAAAAGUGGUUAUUUACAUAACAAGUAAAUAAGAAUUAAUGAAAGAGCAUUAUGUGAAACUAAACGCGAUAUCAAUAUCAAUAAAGGACACUUAUUAUAUCAUGUAUUCAUACUCUAAAAA